Molecule: messenger RNA, 3273 nt
Organism: Marmota monax (woodchuck)
Lineage: Eukaryota; Metazoa; Chordata; Mammalia; Rodentia; Sciuridae
Gene: Lrmda
Product: leucine rich melanocyte differentiation associated
Exons: 9
Coding region: 99-965 (288 amino acids)
Biological process (GO): melanocyte differentiation
Molecular function (GO): protein binding
Source: RefSeq, a predicted model, not a curated record
GGGCUUCCGCCGGGUCAGCUGACCGCCCAGUGCGGAACUGCGCUCCCGCCGCCGCCGGCCGGAGCCCCGUGCUGCGCGCGCUCCGGGUCUUGGCUGUCAUGGCUGGGCUCGUGGUCAGUGGAACUCAAGUGUCCUACAUAGGCCAGGACUGCAGAGAAAUUCCAGAACACCUUGGCAGGGACUGUGGACAUUUUGCAAAAAGGCUGGAUCUGAGCUUCAACCUUCUGAGAGAGAAGAAACAUUCUCACUUUCCCAAGUAUUCAGGAUUCUCUAAAUGUUCUGAGUCACUGGAAGGACUGAGCGCAUUCAGGAGCCUGGAGGAACUCAUCUUGGACAACAAUCUGCUCGGGGACGACCUGGUGUUGCCAGGGUUACCCCAGCUCCACACCUUAACCCUCAACAAGAACCGAAUCACUGACUUGGAGCGUCUGCUCGAUCACCUGGCAGAAGUGACGCCAGCUCUGGAAUACCUCAGCCUGCUGGGUAAUGUUGCAUGUCCCAAUGAGCUGGUCAGCUUGGAAAAGGAUGAGGAAGACUACAAGCGAUACAGAUGCUUUGUUCUGCACAAGCUGCCUAACUUGAAGUUUCUGGAUGCCCGGAAAGUAACCAGACAAGAAAGAAAAGAGGCAUUGGUCAGAGGGGCCUUCAUGAAGGUGGUGAAGCCCAAGACAGCCGGUUCAGUGACCGUUGUGCAUCUAUGGACAGCCAGCCAGGGCUUCCAGACCUCGCCAGCACAAGCAGGAAUGAUGGCUUCAAAGAUGGGGUCCCAGCUUCCAGUGGGGACCUUGCUGCCUCUGCCUCUCCUGAGAUGCACCACUACACACCCCUGCCUUCUGCUUCCAGAGAACUCACCAGUCACAGAGGAGUCCUGGGGAAGUGUCGCUAUGUUUACUACGGGAAAAAUUCAGAGGGCAACAGGUUUAUCCGAGAUGACCAGCUCUGAAGCCAAGUUCUGUAUGCCUUAGCCUAUUUCAUGAAAAUAAAAAGGGAAAGCAAAAAUAAAGAAAGAGCUAAAGAGAAAACAAUGGCCCACGUUGCAUCUCUGCGGGAAGGCUGUGACUUCAGCUCUUGGUACCUUGUGCUGACUUUGCCAGGCCCGUCAAGAUCAUCCUUCUGCCUUAGACUGAGUGGUCACAGAGAGAUUGACAUGAUUGCCCUUAAGCAGGUCUCAUCCACCAGGGUGACAGACAGCAGCGGCGAAGCACCAGGGUUGACAGCAUGAACACCAUGAUAGAUUGCCUGGUCCCUCCACUGCUCACAGGGGAGCAGAGGUCACACCUGGGGCCUCCCUGAGCAUGCUCAGUGACUGCCAUCUAGUGAGAGAGACUGUCUUCAGCUUGCCUACUGAGUCAAGACCCCUCUGACAUCAUUGUGCUGUGGGUUUAUUUUUAGUGGGAUUGUCACAGUUAGGGGGAGGAUGCUCUCCCUUUUUCCCCUUAAAUCUUAGCCUUUAUGUUCUGCAUAGGUACAGGUCCCUCCUCCCUCACUGCUCCCCAACCUUUAGCAUCAUGCAUUUCCAUUUGCAGUUUUUCAGAGAACAGAGGGAUAACUUCUCAGCCAGGUCAUACAUUGACAGCUAGAUUCUGGUAGUUACAAUCCCUACAUCAAAUAGCUUUUCCUAAACCUCGGACUACAAAAACAUGGCCUUUAUCUUACUUCAUUCAUUUUCAAAUCUUCUCUCCUGAAUAGGAUGUAGGGUGAGGCAUCCUUCCCAACACCCUUGGUUGCACCAGGGACUCUUUUUAACCACGCCCUUCUUCACUGUGCCUACGGCCCUCAUUGUGCAUGGGCUGGCUUGCUCCUUUGAGUGCCAUUUAAAAGUAGUGAGGUGAUGAAGGCAUGUGAUGGGUCAGGGGGUUGAAAAUCAAAAUGAAGACUGUAGAAAAUACCCACCAGACCCGACAGCUUUUAUAGACAGUGUAGACCUUUUGAAUGUCAUGUUUUUCUCUGGACCUCUCAGAAUUUAGAUGCAUAGCUUUUGAGAUGUUGCUACGUCUUUGUGCAUCCUUGGCUAUGUUCUAGCAUUAAUGUCACAAAGAAAAUACCCAUGAUCAUGCUACUCGGGUGACUAGCCUUUCUUUGAACUUCCUGGUUCACAAGUCAAAUCACCCUCAAAAAUGUGUGAAAGGCUGGUUUAACACUUAUUUUUGCCUCUUGCAUUUAGACAAGGUGUCCAUGGUCCUAGGACAACAAAGUCUGGAGGAGAACCAAAGUUACAGAUACCAAGUGGGUUACUAGAGAGUUGCUAUUGUGAAAGUCUUUGGGGACUCAGAAUCCCCCAGCUGCCCCAGAAGAACUUCCUUUCUCGACUCGACUCCGUUUACAUAGCCUCUGGCCUACUGAGUCAACACAGCCCUGGAAUGACAUGUAUUGAGGCUGGCAGGAGUCCCGCUUGUAGAUUACACAACCUCCAUUAAUCAGCUGUUCAGACCAGUUAACAUUAAAAUCCUUGAGACCAUUAAUAAUUAGAGAUUAUUGAAUGUUUGCCUUCAUCUCUCCAAUCCAUUAAUAACCAGAGCUGAGUACCUUCUCUCUGUUUGAUCUACAAAACAGCUUUAGGAUAAUGCUUUAAAUUAGCUGCAUUAGGUCCCACCCUGGUUCUUUGUUUAGAAGCAUCAGCAGGGGCUUCAUCCAUGGCAUAUUAUGGGCAGCAGAGCUCUGUGCAAGGGCAGCUAGACUAGUCUGAUGUCAUAUCCAAUCUAGCGGCACAUAUAUCCUUGUCUUUAUAAAAGGCUUUAACCCUGCCUCAAACAAUAAAAAAGCACUUGUGAACUGACCACAGAAUUUUUCCAUCUUUAUUUUUCUUACUUGUUUACUUUUCUUAAUGUCAGAACCAUUUGUAUCAUGUGCAGGAAUGUCUCCCUCCAUGUGAGCUUUUGGAGGCAAAAAAAAAAGAAAUAUUUUUGGAGUGAGUUAUUGACCACAUUGUUUCCCUCUCUUUGGGUUGUUUAUUUUCUUCCAGAAUGGUGUAAUAACUUUAAUUAAGAUUAGCUUUAAUUAUAAUUUACAUAAAGGCCAUCACUGUGGUAUAUUCAUCUUAUUGAUAGAAUUAUAGUUGAGUUUUGUUUCUCGUAAGCAGGGAUAAUGAUAAUGAAUUAGUGUUGGGUUGUUUACAAUUCCACUGUUUGUUAAGCAAGAUCUGCUGUGCUCGACUUUGGUCUGCAUCAGGAAGGGGAGGAAGCCGUGUUGCAUGUUUAUCUUAAAUCUGAAGGAAUUUCCCAAACCUUGUUUUUCAAAGUAGAAAAUUAAGGUAAUAAAUUCAAUCAAAGCUCA